Messenger RNA from Alligator sinensis (Chinese alligator), 1704 nucleotides. RefSeq lists its product as uncharacterized. Bases 807 to 1634 code for a protein of 275 amino acids. The record is from RefSeq and is a predicted model, not a curated record. The transcript is spliced from 2 exons. Lineage: Eukaryota; Metazoa; Chordata; Crocodylia; Alligatoridae.
CACUCAAGUUCAACUCCUGUUCAGCUCAAAUCUUUCUCUAUCUCAAUUUGAUAUGAAAUAAAAUACUGGUCAUCCACAGGUAAAGCAGGACCUGAACGUAGGUCUCUUACAUCCCAGGUGACUGCCUUAAACACUGUGUUAUUUAAGGGUCUCACUUAACUAGAGACAGCUAAUGUAACGGUAUUUCUAACGACAACAACAAAGACACUAGAGGAAAAAGUUCCCACAAACCUCUACUAGCCAUCAUCACAACAUUGCUUCUACCUUUUAACUGGACUCCUAGUUUAUUUCACAACAGAGCACUAUGCUCCCCCUCCAAAGAAGAUGAGCAUAACUUGGAUUUUCAUGCUUACUCCAUGUCCCAUCUCCAAUCUGUUUCUAUCUGAACGCAUUAUGGAUUAGCAUAAGAGCAAAACUGAGCAAAACCUUCUUGAACCAUCAUAUGAUUUAAUCCUCCCCCAGGAGCAGUUAAUGAACCUUCUUCAGUAGUGCCUUUGGGAAUAUGGUGCAAAAGAUCACCAUUCCCUGACAAGUAGAGAGUUAGCUGUGUGUUUGGAGCUGGGACUCUUGGAGCAAGGACGGGCCAGAGCUGCGCUCUACACAAGAGCGGGGUGUGGGGAAGCCACCCAGCACCCCUCUGGCAAGUGGAAGGCAGGGCCUUCAAGGUGCCAUCCUGGCCUGGAUUCUGCCCAAUUCCCUUAGGGGAAACAAUCCCUCUGGCUUCCCAUUAGAUUUAUCCUUCCUGAUCUCAGCGCCAAACCAAUGCUAGGAGAUUGGCUGCUGGUGAGUUAUAGGAUGCCGUAGCCAUGGUAAUGAGAAAUUGCAUCAUGGUGCCCUGUGGUUGUAAAAAAGCAGUCUUGGGCAUGAAAGUGCGCACCCCCCUACACACACAUUCUCCCUUGCACACAUCGCUUGCAUACACUCAGUUGCUCACACACUCAGUUGCUUGCAUGCUGUCUCUUGCACACUCAGCUUCUUGCACUGUUGCUUGCACACUCAGUUGCUUGCCAACUGUCAGUCAGUCAGUCACUUGCACGCACACUCAGUUCCUCACUAGUUGUUCAGUUACUUGCACUCACACUCUGUCCCUCACCAGUCACUUACACACUAGCUGCUUGCAUUCACAUUGUCCGUCACUAGUCACUCGCACACUAGUUGCUCGCAUUCACUGUCCCUCACUAGUCACUUGCACACUAGUUGCUCGCACACUCAGUCACUCGCACACUAUCAAUUACACAGACUCAGUUGCUGACGUUGUCCAUACAGGUUCCCUUUCGUUUCUCUUCCACUUCCCAACUCCCAGGCCCGCCGGCCGUCUGGCACGUGCCACCCCGAGGCCAGGCCCCCCUCCGCCCUAUCUCAAAGAGCCAGGAACAGGCGGUGUCCCCAGCGGGGCUGGUGCAAGAGCAAGAACACUCUUGUAUCAUUGGAACAUAAUUCAUUUCAAGUUUGCUGCUGCUCCUGUUGAAGGUCAUGGCAAAAUUCCCAUCAACUUUAAUGAAGGCAGGACUUUCCCCUCUGUGAACAUUCCUGUUCUUCACAUUAACACAGAAGCUGCUCCUCAAGAGAAACUAGUAAUGGACACCAUCAUUCUUUUACAUCUCCCUGAAACACUCCAUGCUGUAAGUGAAUGAUUACCUUUUAAGACUGAGACUUGCACUAAAAUAUCAACAUUACUAAGGAUUCUCAAAGCUAAUUCUACCU